Molecule: messenger RNA, 1033 nt
Organism: Bufo gargarizans (Asiatic toad)
Lineage: Eukaryota; Metazoa; Chordata; Amphibia; Anura; Bufonidae
Product: mas-related G-protein coupled receptor member H-like
Exons: 1
Coding region: 1-828 (275 amino acids)
Biological process (GO): G protein-coupled receptor signaling pathway
Cellular component (GO): membrane
Molecular function (GO): G protein-coupled receptor activity
Source: RefSeq, a predicted model, not a curated record
AUGUCAGUGUUGGGAAUGUUUGGCAAUGGUACUGUGAUCUGGUAUCUCUCAUUUAAGAUUAAGAAAACCAGUUCAUCCAUCUAUAUAUUUAAUCUUGCUGUGGCUGAUGCAGCAUAUAUGCUACUUGCGUUCGUUUUUUAUAUUUUGUCAUUAGUUUUUGCCCUUAUACCGCACUUAGAACCACAAUAUGAGGAUGAACAUGUUAUUAACUUGGUAGGUGUAAUAAAUCUAGCUUGUCUCUUUGUCUACAACACUAGCCUGUGUCUUCUAGCAGCUAUAAGUAUAGAGAGAUGUCUAUCUGUUGUCUUUCCCAUAUGGUAUCACUGUAACAGACCUAGGCACACAUCCUCAAUCGUAUGUACUCUUAUAUGGAUCACUUCUUGUACUCUUAGCGCACUCGAGUCUGCAUUUUGUUAUAAUAUUACCUACAGUAGCAAAGGUAUACUUAAGGGGUCCAGUCCAGAAUGCAAAAUCAUGUUCAUCAUUAUUUGUAGUUUCAGUUUUGCAAUUUUUAUACCUUCAAUGACAGUUUCAAGUUUUAUUCUGCUUGUCAAAGUACAGACAAGUUCUCAUCAACGACAACCAAAGAAGUUAUAUGCGGUCAUCACACUUACAGUCUUUUUUUUCCUUGUGUUUGGAAUGCCCAUGAGAGUGUUAUUGCUUGCAUGGUACAAGCACCAUACCAUGCCAUCCUUCCCCAUCAUGGACCUUUUUUGUCUGUUUUGUGCGAUCAACAGUACUAUAAACCCAAUUAUUUACUUCAUGGUAGGACGCCAUGGCCAAAAUGGAAAAAUUACACUCCUGUCAAUUCUUCAGGCAGUUUUUUGAGAUGAUUGGAAUCAAUUAAGGAGGGAACAAAGAAAGCCAACAUAAGAGACCGCCACAUUUCCUCUUGAUGGACUGAAUAUACUGUAAAAUGACAAGUGGUUGCACAAUUGUAUCUUAAAUUAAAUGUAUUAAUUGCUUUAAUUAAAACAUACAGUAUUAACAGUUCAACUGAUAAGGCUUCAUUCACAUCUGCGUUGGGCUCACA